This is a messenger RNA of Acanthoscelides obtectus, 527 nucleotides long. The record is from the annotation of a GenBank genome assembly. NCBI's taxonomy places the organism in Eukaryota, Metazoa, Arthropoda, Insecta, Coleoptera, Chrysomelidae.
AGUUUCCACACGUCAAAAGCAAAACUGGAAGAAGGCGCCUUUGUUGAACCUGACAUUAGAAAAAUGAUGUUUGAUGUUUUUGAAUACACAAUGACCUUCAAUGAGAAAGAAGCAUGGCUAACAUGUUAAAGAAGUUCAAAAGUUUAGGAUGUUUGAUGAGCCUGAAAGUUGACUUCUUGAACAGUCACCUUGAUUACUUCCCGAACAAUUUAGGAGAUAUUAGUGAAGAGCAAUGUGAGCGAUUUCACCAGGACAUUAAACUUAAACACAACCAGGGCCACCGGAAUACCAGCAACUACUGUUGGUCACAUCACAGAAAAGUUCAUCAAAGAAACAGCUACACAAGGAGCUUCAAUGAAAACAGAGAAAGAAAGUAUAAAUCAGUUCCAGCUGACAAGUAAAAUCAGUAUUAUAUCACUGUUUUAAGUACCCUACUGUGAAUACAGACUAAGCUAAUUCAAUGUAAUAUAGCAUUUCAUUAAUUCCACCAUAUAUCUUAUAAGGACUUUAUACUAUAUAAUGAAAAG